AGUAUUAGAUGACCCUUAACUUUGCUGACCGGGAGCAGGGGUAGUUCGGCGAGGGAGGGGAAGGACGGGCAGCUGCCCGUGCCCGGGCAUUUUUUUUCUUUUGUGUUAAGGGGAGUGACCGAUAUAUCCAUCGCAAUCGCACUCUGUUGUUGUGUUGCGUUGGCCUUGGAUUUGGGUUAAAAGGCCUCGAGAGCGAGCUCCUCUGCACUUCUCUUCAAAUUCGAUACUUAGCUGUACCAAGAACGAGGUUUUGAGGAGAGGAGACCCUUCUCUCUCUUUAUGUCCGCUACAUUGUCUUGUUAAACGUUCAAAUCCCAUCUCACUUCCACGAAUUAGUGUGUUGUCUCUCUGUUCUCUCAGUUUUGAAUUCGUGAGUUUCUUUUUCUUUUCUUCAUGUUUUCUAUAGACAAACCCAGAACCAGAAGAGGAAGAGAGUGAAAACCCCAUCUGUUUUGGCUUCUUGAAUUGAGUCUCUUGUAUCCUAUUCAGUGUAGAACAUCCAGGCACGCAAACAUGAAGAAUCUGAUAUUCUUUUCUUCAGUUCCGUUUCUUUCUGGGUGAUGAACCGGGAGAGCCGUGAAUAGGAGAAUGCUCAUUCGUUGUUUUCGUCUUACUAUUAAGUAAUGAGCUUGUCUGCAUCAAUUUGAGAAGGCAAAGACCAAGAGAUACAGAAAACUGAACUUCUUCUUUCUGAUCCCCUUCUCUUUCUAGUGAAAAUACGUAGAAAUUGGGGAAGAAUCCCUAUCUGGGGUUCUUUCCUUUGAAUUGCUGAGGUACCCGUUCUAGUUUGAUUUCAUUCAUCACUCCAUUCUAAACCAAACCGAGAAACCGAGGAACAGGAAAGCGGAAAUAGAAAAUAGCAUUCAUCAGUCCAUUGUAACUUGUAAGCAGGAUAGCUGUAUGAAGAGGUGGUGAAACAAUGAAAGAUGGGAACCCGAAGAAAAGCAAGCUCUCAUGGUCGAAGACUCUGGUCAGGAAGUGGUUCAACAUCAAGAGCAAAGCUGAGGAUUUUCAUGCAGACGAUGUAGUUUAUGAAGGUGGCGAUGGAGAACCAAGGAACAGUUUUUCAGAGCGGGAGGCAUGCACAGUCAAGAAAAGUAAAACAGAGAGGUUGAAUAAAAGGAACUCUGAUCGAAUCCGGAGAGGGAAGAUUGAUCUCGAUGUCUCUCAAGUUACAGAUUUGCAGAACUACAAGAUCUUUGUAGCAACAUGGAAUGUGGGUGGAAAAUCGCCUCCGAGUUAUUUAAAUCUCGAAGAUUGGCUCCACACAUCACCUCCUGCGGAUAUUUAUGUCCUCGGGUUUCAAGAAAUUGUUCCUCUGAACGCCGGGAAUGUUCUGGGUGCAGAAGACAAUGGUCCUGCCAGAAAGUGGCUGGCUCUCAUACGGAAGACCUUGAAUAACCUUCCUGGCACCAGCGGGAGUGGUGGCUAUCACACACCUUCCCCGCUUCUUGAUCCCCUUGUAGAGUUGGAUGCAGAUUUUGAGGGUUCAGCGAGGCAGAAAACCUCAACUUUCUUUCAUCGCCGAUCAUUUCAGUCUUUGAGUCGUAGCAUGAGAAUGGAUAAUGACAUGUCAAUACCACAGCCCCGACUCGAUAGAAGAUUCAGUGUCUGUGAUCGGGUAAUUUUUGGUCAUAGGCCUAGUGAUUUUGAUUCCAACUCCAGGUGGGGUUCUUCUGAUGAUGAGAAUGGGCCUGGGGAUUCACCAAGUACCACGUACUUCUCACCAAUGUCCUAUGGUGGAUCCACAGCAAUGGAAGACAGAGAAAGAUCAUCAGGGCACUCCAGGUACUGCUUGGUUGCAAGUAAGCAAAUGGUUGGGAUAUUUCUUACAGUGUGGGUGAGGAGUGAUCUCAGGGAUGAUGUGCGGAACUUGAAAGUGUCUUGUGUUGGCAGAGGAUUGAUGGGUUAUCUUGGGAACAAGGGAUCAAUAUCGAUUAGCAUGUCUGUUCACCAAACAAGCUUCUGCUUCAUCUGUAGUCAUUUAACAUCGGGGCAGAAAGAAGGUGAUGAAUUAAGAAGGAACUCAGAUGUUAUGGAGAUACUCAGGAAGACAAGGUUUCCACGGGUUCAUGGGCUGGGGAAUGAGAAGUCCCCUGAAACAAUCCUUGAGCAUGAUCGGAUUAUAUGGCUGGGUGAUUUGAAUUACCGGAUUGCUCUAUCUUAUCGUUCUGCAAAGGCACUUGUUGAGAUGCACAACUGGAGGGCAUUGUUAGAAAAUGAUCAGCUUCGGAUAGAACAGAGACGGGGUCGUGUCUUUGAGGGAUGGAAUGAAGGAAAGAUAUAUUUUCCACCUACAUACAAAUAUUCGAACAAUUCAGACAGAUAUGCUGGUGAUGAAACAUACCCUAAAGAGAAGCGACGGACCCCUGCAUGGUGCGACCGUAUCUUGUGGUAUGGAAGAGGUCUCCAUCAACUUUCUUAUGUUCGUGGAGAGUCUAGGUUCUCAGAUCAUAGGCCUGUUCAUAGCAUUUUCGUGGCAGAGGUUGAGUCAAUAAACCAUAGCCGAAUUAAGAAAAACAUGAGUUGUUCUAGUUCCAGAAUUGAAGUAGAAGAAUUGUUGCCGCACUCACAUGGAUACACUGAACUUAAUUUCUUUUGAAGGAUUAGCGGAACCAAUCUAUAUUCACAUUCAAGAAGGCAUGGAGUUGCCAACCGAGAAAAUGUACAGUUCUGGGGUGAGAGACUUACUAACAGAUUCAGAAUACCAUCAUAGUAUUCAAGUUGGUAGUUGUUUUAUCCCCGAAGGCUUUCUUGCAAUAUUGAAUCUCACUGACAAAUUGAUUCUGGAGAUGAAUUGUCUCUAAGAACAGGCUGUUUUGAAGGAAUUCUCUGCCUCAAUGGGGGUGAGUGUGACUUUUCCAUCCCCCCACAAACCCAAAAAAGACCAGUUUUGUAAUCUGUGGAUAUCGAGUUGGUGUGUUCGUGAUUCACAAUCUUUAUUCAUAACCUUAUCCUAGUUAGCAUGUAAUUCCAGUCACAAUCAGAGCAAUUGCAUAUCUUUUGUAUCCUCCAAGGUUGAAACAAUCAAUUGGGGUCCCACGUUAUGUUAAAGUAAAAUGGUCAUCUCACUGGCUAGGAGCUUAGUUUGCUUGGUUAAGCACAAGGAUGAUGCUUGGUAUUGCGGGAAGAUCUUGGGCAUUGUGAUUGCAGGAGGAAGAACUUUGGUGGAAUGUUUUAUAUAUACAUCUUUCUUUCAUUUUUUUUUUAAACUAUUCUUUUUGUAACAAAUGUCUGAGACUGAAAUAAAGAUGCUAGGUGAUCAAAAUAAUCAUGUAGAGCUGUUUUUGUUUGUUAAAAUUAUUAACAGGGGUGACAUUUGAUGGAUCCUUUCAUUAAUCAUUUACUGAAGUGAUACCAAGAAAGAAAUAGAAAUUUGAAGUGAUCA
Molecule: messenger RNA, 3388 nt
Organism: Nelumbo nucifera (sacred lotus)
Lineage: Eukaryota; Viridiplantae; Streptophyta; Magnoliopsida; Proteales; Nelumbonaceae
Product: type IV inositol polyphosphate 5-phosphatase 7-like
Biological process (GO): phosphatidylinositol dephosphorylation
Molecular function (GO): phosphatidylinositol-3,4,5-trisphosphate 5-phosphatase activity; phosphatidylinositol-4,5-bisphosphate 5-phosphatase activity; inositol-polyphosphate 5-phosphatase activity
Source: RefSeq, a predicted model, not a curated record